Bipolaris victoriae FI3 is the source of this 636-nucleotide messenger RNA. RefSeq lists its product as hypothetical. Bases 1 to 636 code for a protein of 211 amino acids. The record is from RefSeq and is a predicted model, not a curated record. Lineage: Eukaryota; Fungi; Ascomycota; Dothideomycetes; Pleosporales; Pleosporaceae. The transcript is spliced from 3 exons.
AUGCAGCUAUCGGUCUUCCUCCAAAUCAUCUCCAGCAGCCUCGUAGCUGCCCAAUUCGGAUCUACCAUUAACGAUGGCAUGCCGAUAACAUGCGGAACUGGCUACAUACCAUCCCUAACCUGCGACACACCCAAUGGCAUGUGCUCCUGCACAUGUGACAGCGGAGCCGUCUACCAAAAACCCGAGUCCUCACUCAACCCCGUGUCAGACCCGUUAGACUUCUCCACCCCACAACGCCUCGCGACCAAACCCUGCACGGGCGAUGUCCUCAUGCCCUGGAAACACAUUGAUGUGCGCCGUACAGCGGGUACGGUACAGGAUUCCACGAUUGGAUCCAUAGUCAUCGACAACCUCGAGGACAGUAUUCUCCUCGUGGCUGAUGGCGCCCAUAGGUGCGAGCGGUUUGAGGUAUACGUUGAUGGUGUGUUGAUGGGAGAGACGUCGGGAGAAGGGCCCCGCGAUAAUUACAAGUGCGACGCCGUAGAAAAGUGUAUGAAGGAAGGCGCUGAUUUUGCUUAUUUUACUCUUCCGCGAGGAAAACAUACUAUUGGUACCAAAUGGGUCAAGGCAACCGAUGCAUGCAAGGGCUGGCCUAAUGGCAUUGCAAAUAUUCAGACCUACAAGCCCUGCAAGUAG